UUAGCCGAUGUCACAUAGUCUGCCAAUACUUGAAAAUAUAUAUGAUAGUAAAGCAACGUAUUGUUUGCGCCGAAUCUUAUUUUGGAUUGAUUUUAUAGAUUAUCCCGAAACAUCUGUUUUAAACGUUAAGGGGGUGUAAGAGGAGUUUGUGGAAAGGACGGAAAUUUGUAUAACAUCAACGCGUAACGGAAUAAUCGAAUGAAAAUGUUAAGAUUACCCGUGAUAAGAUUGACCGCGGGAAUACAGAAUGGUAGACUUUCUACCGCGGGACUGCAUACAACAUCAUCUAAAUUUCAACAAGAAUUAGUGGAAGUAUUUAUAGAUGAUAAGCCAGUUCAGGUUCCACCUGGAACGACAGUUCUGCAAGCAGCUGCAAAAGUAGGAGUAGAAAUCCCAAGAUUUUGUUAUCAUGAACGUUUAGCUGUGGCAGGAAAUUGUAGAAUGUGUCUUGUGGAAAUUGAAAAACAGAUUAAGCCUGUUGCAGCUUGUGCCAUGCCUGUGAUGAAAGGGUGGAGAGUUAAAACCAAUUCUGAUUUAACUCGUAAAGCUCGAGAAGGUGUCAUGGAGUUUUUAUUAGUAAAUCAUCCUUUAGAUUGCCCUAUCUGUGAUCAAGGUGGUGAAUGUGAUUUACAAGAUCAGAGCAUGGCAUUUGGCAGUGAUCGAAGCCGUUUUGUUGACAUCAACUAUAGCGGCAAACGUGCAGUAGAAGACAAGGAUAUUGGUCCUUUAAUAAAAACAAUUAUGACACGUUGUAUUCAUUGCACACGAUGCAUUCGUUUUGCAUCUGAAGUAGCUGGUAUUGAUGAUUUAGGAACUACGGGCCGUGGAAAUGAUAUGCAAGUAGGAACGUAUGUAGAAAAAAUGUUUCUGUCUGAAUUAUCUGGAAACAUUAUUGACUUAUGCCCUGUUGGAGCAUUAACAAGUAAACCUUACGCUUUUGUUGCCCGCCCAUGGGAGACACGUCGUACAGACAGUAUCGAUAUUCUUGAUGCUGUCGGCAGUAAUAUAGUGAUAUCACAUAGAACUGGUGAAGUUUUAAGAAUUUUACCAAGAGUGAAUGAGGAAAUAAAUGAAGAGUGGUUGUCUGAUAAAGCACGAUUCUCUUAUGAUGGAUUAAAGCGUCAACGGCUUAUAACUCCUAUGGUAAAAAUUAAUGACAAAUUAGAAGCUGUUGAAUGGGAAGAUGCUCUUGUUACAACUGCUCGAGCUAUUCAGAAUGCAGCUCCAAAUAAAUGUGCUGCCAUUGCUGGAAAAUUAGCUGAUACUGAAGCUCUUGUGGCCUUGAAAGAUUUAGUAAAUAGACUUGGUAGUGAAACUCUUGCAACAGAACAGAGUUUUCCAAAACAAGGCACAGGUAUUGAUAUAAGAAGUAGUUAUCUACUAAACAAUACAAUUGCUGCAGUAGAAGAGGCUGAUGUUGUAUUAUUGAUUGGUACUAAUCCGAGGUACGAAGCACCAUUAGUGAAUACCCGUUUAAGGAAAGGAUAUAUUCAUGGUGAACAGACCAUUGCUGUAAUUGGUCCAAAUAUAGAUUUAACUUAUGAUCAUGAGCAUUUAGGUCAAUCGCCAGAAAUUAUAACACAGUUAAGAAACAGUACUCAUUCGUUUUGGAACAUUUUGAGGUCUGCAAAAAAACCUUUAAUCAUCCUGGGUGUUGAGCAAUUGAUGAGAAAAGAUGGAGCAAAAAUUUUAUCUGAGACGCAAUUGUUGGCUCAAGCUUUAGGAGAAAAAACAAAAGCUCCUGAAGAAUGGAAGAUAUUAAAUAUUCUUCAUACAAAUGCAUCACAAGUGGCAGCUUUAGAUGUGGGUUAUUCGUCAACUGUUGAGGAAGUUAAAGAACAACAACCAAACAUUCUCUUUUUAUUAGGAGCUGAUGAUACAAAUAUCAAGAAAGAAGAUUUUAUGAAUACAUUUAUUAUAUACAUAGGUAGUCACGGUGACGAAGGAGCUUCGAUCGCAGAUGCUAUACUUCCUGGAGCUGCAUACACAGAAAAAGUUGCAACAUACGUGAAUACGGAAGGUCGUGCACAACAAACCUGUGCUGCAAUUACACCACCGGGUAUGGCACGACCAGAUUGGAAGAUCAUACGAGCACUUUCUGAAAUUUGCGGGGUAUGUUUGCCUUAUGAUAACCUGGCCGAAGUAAGAUCUAGAUUGGAAGAAAUAGCGCCGCAUUUAGUUAGAUAUGGUAACGUAGAACCGGCUAAUUAUUUUGCUCAAGCAUUAGAAUUAUCAAAGGAAAUAUCAGGUUCCUUGUCUUCCAAUCCAUUGGAAGUUAAACAAAAAACGUUAGAUCAUUUUUUCAUGACUGAUGUGAUAUCUCGUGCUUCGCAAACAAUGGCAAAAUGUGUCCAAGCAGUUAUGAAGCAAAGAGAAAAUAGCUUAUAGAUUAGAAAUUUAAAUUAUGAAUAUAAAUAGCAAAAUGUAUUUUAUGGCAAUAUAUAAUAGUAUAUGAAAAUAUAUUAAAGGUAUGAUA
Bombus huntii is the source of this 2476-nucleotide messenger RNA. It is a transcript of the gene ND-75, whose product is annotated as NADH-ubiquinone oxidoreductase 75 kDa subunit, mitochondrial. Gene Ontology annotation, molecular function: NADH dehydrogenase (ubiquinone) activity; iron-sulfur cluster binding. The record is from RefSeq and is a predicted model, not a curated record. Bases 199 to 2388 code for a protein of 729 amino acids. Gene Ontology annotation, cellular component: membrane. NCBI's taxonomy places the organism in Eukaryota, Metazoa, Arthropoda, Insecta, Hymenoptera, Apidae. Gene Ontology annotation, biological process: ATP synthesis coupled electron transport. The transcript is spliced from 12 exons.